Molecule: messenger RNA, 2295 nt
Organism: Uranotaenia lowii
Lineage: Eukaryota; Metazoa; Arthropoda; Insecta; Diptera; Culicidae
Product: dynein regulatory complex protein 1 homolog
Exons: 11
Coding region: 145-2196 (683 amino acids)
Biological process (GO): cilium-dependent cell motility; axonemal dynein complex assembly; regulation of cilium movement
Cellular component (GO): axonemal dynein complex; axoneme
Source: RefSeq, a predicted model, not a curated record
CCCGUUGAUGCAAUUCCUACGUUUAUUUUGAUUCCCUCUUCUUUCCGGAGUAAAAAGAGGAAAGGAAUUACCAUCACCCGAACAUCGAAUUCUCAUCGUGACGAAAACAUCGUCAGGCAAGGAAUUUUACAAAGAACAUACAAAAUGAUCGAUGAAGAUUUUGUCGACCAGGAUAAAAGUGCUGAUAAGGCGGUUUCCAUGCUGCCAAAUUUGAUGGGAAUAGUUUCGCACGCUGUACGCGACGACAGAUCACAAAGUAUGAUCGAAGAUUUGGCAAAGCGUAAAAAAAAUAUAAAACCGAUUACGGAAAACUACUGCGAAGACAAGGAAAGUAUACGAAAUCGUUUGGAUGAUAGCGAUAGAACUAUCACGGAACUUUUGCGUGACGGGCGGGAGCUUAUUCAGGAUAUACGGAUCGCCAACGACAAACGAGAGGUUGAACGAAGGGUUAAGGAAGCAGAAAUAAGAGAAGAACUUUUGGAAAAGCUGCAAACUGAAUCCACGGAGGCAGUGGCCAAAUUUGAAUCGAUAACCGAAAAAUGGAGCGAAUUGAAAGAACUGAAAGACCCGAUGGGAAUAAACGACGAACUUCAGUUACAGAAGGAGCGCAUUCAGGAUCUCAUGAAGCAGAAGGAUAUCAUCAUCGAUGAAUGUCGCAAGGAAUUAGAGGCCGCGGAUGAGCGUUACACACGGGAUAUUCGCAAACAAACAGCCGACAUUCAAAGUUUAGUCGAACGCGUCGACAAUCAAAUCGAGAUAAUGAAACGAGCAUUUAAAGAGCAUUUGGAUUUGCUGGAAAAUACGAUUGACGAGGAAAGGAACAUUUUGAAAGUAGCCGCAUCGAAAAAAUGGGAUGAUCUUUAUACCAGACGAGCAGUGAAUGAAAGAAUUAAAAUGAAACAAGAAAAAGAAAGGUUGGAAUUUUAUCGUGAUGAAAUCGACAGAAUUGAACAGGAACACAUUGAAGUCACGAGAGCAACUCGAAUCAGAUUGGAGCAAGACAAUCAAGCAUUGGAAAUUGAACUGCAAAAAGUUAAAACAAACACAACAUUAAAUUCCGAAAAACUUGAUUACAAUUUUCAAGUUCUGAAGAAACGCGAAGAUGAAAAUCUCAUGGUACGCAACGCUCAAAAGCGUAGACUAACGAAGCUCAACGAAACCAUAUUUUCCCUGAGAAGGAAAAUUAAAGACGUGCAGAUGAGUUGUCUAAUUGAAACAGAAAAACUCACCUCAGAUAUAUUGAAAUUGCGUUCCAACAUCAGCCAUAUGAGCUCAAAAGUAAAUACCUUUGCUGAAAUGAACGAUAGGAAGUAUCACUCCGUAUGGGAAAUGAAUAAAUCCGAAUGCUUAAGCGUCCUGGAAAGUAUACUGUCCAUAGAUAAGACACUUGUUGAGCAACAUUUGGGAUUGAAAUGGCAGCCUCCAAAUUUCCCGGACGAUCACAUCCAGAAAAUAUCAGACACCUUCAAUUCUAUUACAAGUAAUAGUGUGGUGGCAACAUCCCAGAAUGGAACAGUUGUGUCAUUUGAAAAUGAAGCUGAACGAGUACAAAUAAUGAAUGUUCUACAAAUAGUGUUGAAACAGGCAGGAUUUCUAGUCGAUAGGACGGCGUUAAGAUUGAUCGAAGAGUUCACCGAAGAAGAGAAGAGUUUAGUUUGUUUAGAUAACGUGUUCAACGCUCUAGGAAUAUCACACUGGGAAGACGUUCGUCGGCUGAAGGAAAAAUUUGAUGAAAUAAUAAAAUCAUACAACCAAAAUGCCAGUGAUUCGUUUACACGAUCUGAAGGAUCGGUCUCCUCACAGAGCGAAGAAAAUGAUUUAAAGGCAAUUAACUUUGACAACUCAAGUGACAUUGUUGUGGGUUCUAUAGUAACGUCGUCUGAAAAAUUAAAAACUUUGAAGGAAUUUUCUCAACAGCUCAUAGCGUCAGAAAAAUCACCUACACCUCCACAGUAUGGAUGCAUGUCCAGGAAAGUUGCAUCAAAAGAAGUAAGAGACUAUUGGUUAAAUUACAAAAACACAUUUCCAGCUGAAAAAGUGAAAGUUUGGGAUACAAUGGAAGAAAAUCUAACGCAAUACUUGAAGAUUUUAAAAGAACGGAAAGAGCUCGAUGAGGAGUGUGAGUUUUUGAGAAAGCAGAACAUGGAGCUGCAACAUCUCAUGCAAAAAAUGUUGACACCUAAUCAGAUUAAAUGAACAAUAUUUCAGUGGAGAACAUCUUAAUGUGACUUUUUAUAGUUUUUGAUAUUUUCGUAUUUAUGACUGUAAUAAAAUAAGAAUGUUGUAGUUCACGAA